UGUUUUCUAGUUCAGAAGAGGAAGCAGUGUCUCAUUCCAAACUGAUCUUCUCUGGGAAAUGGCUAAAUUUGUUCCAACUUUUAAGGAAAUCUGUAGAAAACGAGAUAUACACGGGUAGCAUGCUUUCUAUUAGGUGCAAGCAAGAGGAAAGCUAAUAUUAAGCACAUAUGAAACAGACCACAAUGGUAUCCAUCCCAGAAUAUUACGAAGGCAAGAAUGUCCUCCUCACUGGAGCUACUGGCUUCAUGGGAAAAGUUCUACUGGAAAAGCUGCUACGGUCCUGUCCAAAGGUGAAAGCAGUUUAUGUGUUGGUGAGGCACAAAGCAGGGAAGGCACCUCAAGAACGAGUGGAAGAAAUGAUCAACUGCAAGCUCUUUGACAGACUGAGAGAUGAACAGCCAGAAUUUAAAGAAAAAAUUAUAGCAGUUGCCAGUGACCUUACAGAACUAGAAAUGGCACUCAGUGAGGAAGAUAAGGAGAACCUCAUAAACUGCAUUAACAUUAUAUUCCACUGUGCUGCUACUAUAAGAUUCAAUGAAAUUCUGAGAGAUGCUGUUCAGCUCAAUGUAAUUGCAACUCAGCAGCUUCUCUUCUUGGCCCAGAAAAUGAAGAAUCUAGAUGUAUUUAUCCAUGUUUCAACAGCAUAUGCAUACUGCAAUCAGAAGCACAUUGAGGAAGUUGUCUAUCCGCCACCUGUCGAUCCUAAGAAGUUGAUAGAUUCUUUAGCGUGGAUGGAUGACAGCCUUGUGAAUGAUAUUACACCAAAAUUAUUAGGGGACAGGCCUAAUACUUACACAUAUACAAAAGCUUUGGCAGAAUACAUUGUACAACAGGAAGGUGCAAAACUAAAUGUGGCCAUCAUAAGGCCAUCAAUUGUGGGUGCCAGCUGGAAGGAACCUUUCCCAGGGUGGAUUGAUAACUUUAAUGGACCCAGUGGCCUUUUUAUUGCUGCAGGAAAAGGAAUUCUUCGAACGAUGCGAGCCUCCAACAGUGCAGUUGCAGAUCUUAUUCCAGUAGAUGUAGUGAUCAACACAACAAUAGCUGCUGCUUGGUAUUCAGGUGUUAAUAGGUAUAACAGACCAAGAAAUCUUAUGGUAUACAACUGUACAACAGGUGGCACCAAUCCCUUUCAUUGGGGUGAAGUUGAAUGUUACCUAAAUUUGAUUUUCAAGAAGAAUCCUUUAGAACAAGCAGUAAGGCGUCCCAAUAUUAAAUUGCAGUCCAGCCCACUUAUACAUCAUUAUUGGACUACAGUCGGUCACAUACUUCCUGCGUUGUUGUACGAUGUUGUUCUCAGGUUGACAGGUCAGAAACCGUGGAUGAUGAAAACAAUAACACGUCUUCACAAGGUUAUGAUGUUACUAGAAUAUUUCACCAGUAAUUCUUGGGACUGGAAUACAGACAAUGUCAAUAUGCUUAUGAACCAGCUGGGUCCUGAAGACAAAAAGGCAUUUAAUUUUGAUGUUCGACAGUUACACUGGGCAGAAUAUAUGGAAAAUUACUGCAUGGGAACAAAGAAAUAUGUAUUAAAUGAGGAAAUGUCUGGUCUCCCAGCAGCUCGAAAACACUUGAACAAGCUAAGGAACAUACGUUACGGCUUCAAUACAGUGCUUGUGAUCCUCAUCUGGCGUAUUUUUAUUGCAAGGUCUCAAAUGGCAAGGAAUAUCUGGUAUUUUGUUGUGAGCCUUUGUUACAAGUUCCUCUCUUACUUCAGAGCAUCCAGCACUAUGAGAUACUGAAGAUGACAAAUCUAGCAUUAGGACAUCUAUGCAUAUGGUGGUCUAAUGGCACAAAGCCGUAUAAUGUACUUACACAUCUCGUCUUUUGUAAAAACAUGAAAUAUUAGAUCUGGAUUGUGAAAUACAGUACACGUGAUGCUUAAUUGUGUAUUUCUGUGAAGAUUAUAUGGCUGGUAUUGGAUCAAUCUGUCAUAGGCAAAUACAUAGGUUUAAUAUCCAAACAGAUGUAAUAUCUCUGCGAGAAAACACGUUAGGCCACUGACCAGUGUAACUGUGCAAUUCUUGAAUGCUUUGAAUUAAAAUCUGCCUUAACAUAGUGAACUUUAAUUUUUAUUUCAAAUAAGCGCAUUUAGUUAAAGUGAACAAAUUAUUGGCUUAAAUGGUAGAUCUAUUUAUUUGAGACUUUUAAAUUGCAAUGGGUUUGGUUAAUCCUACGAGAUACGUCUCUAUAAAUGAUUGCAAGUUGGGCAUUCUGCUAGUCUUAUUCUUCAUAUCUCCUUUGCAUUGAUGUGAAGGAUAUGAUGAAGAUUACUAACAGAAAUUAAUCUUAAUAAUUGAAAGCCUUAUUGCAUCUAAUCUUGAUAGUGCACCUACUGAUUGAGUUUGACUCACAGGAAAUGGAAAUAAUUGUUCACAGUCUAGAUGUGCAUGCAGGAUCAACAUAUGCACUUGCUCCCCUUUACUGAAAUUGAAAAGAUAGGGCUCUUCAAGGGGAAAAACUGUAGCUGGUACAUAGUAUUUUUCUUAACAAGUUUUUUGAAUUAUGGUUAAAAAAACUAUUUGGCCAAGGAAAUAAGUCAUCUUAAUCCCUUAAAAGAAAUGGUGAGGCCCUGUGAGAGAUCUAACUAUUCAAGAAUGUCCAUGGAAAUCAGGUAAUUUGAAAUUUGUAAUUCAGAGCAUAAAACUGUUUAGGAAAUUUGACACUCUUCCUAUAUUGCCUGCAAUUUUGAAAAUCUAAAAUGCUUUCUUUUAAAGCAGUGAAGUUAACAUAUUGAUGCUAAAUAAGGCUUAGCACAAUUUUGGUAAAUGGUAGACACAAGAAUGGUAGAAAGUGAAAACACUGAAUGGCUGUUUGUUGGAUAAACAUAUUUUUCUGCAAGUUUCACUUGUUUUAGCGGGGGGGGGGAAUACAUUUACAGGAAUCCUUACAGAAAAGUUUUAUUUAAAACACCCUUUAAAACCCACUUCCAUAAAAUGUGCUCCCCUCAACACUUUUUUAAAAAGAAUCCACCAUAUCUAUCCAAUGUGGUGGAAAACUGAUCACCAUCUGCUGUACCUUUUUUAGCACCAUGCCUAUGUAAAUUGUGAACGAAUAUACAAUGACUUAUACAGGUGUUGCGAUGCACAUGUGUCCUAUACUUAAAAUUCCACAUAUGACUUUUGUUUUGCCACUGUGGGAAUCUCCCAUGCAAGUUACAUCUAAUUUUAGAGGGGAAACUUCCUUGUUGACACUUAAAUGGUUCUCUUAAGUGCUUAAGUAUAUGGUUUGUUUGUUUUUUAAAAGAAAUUUGUAUAUAAUCUCUCCAGAGAUAAAAAAUGUUACAUAGUCAAGGACCACACCAUUAAUAAGUGUGUGAGACUGCUGUGACAGUGAUGGAAAUACAAUAAAUUGUGGGCUGUGUGAUUUAAGGUUUUACAGUUGACUGCAAUAUUCCUGCUACAUCUUGUUACAGCUGCUCCCCUAACUCUCCUCCAUCGUUGAACCUGAAAGUUUGCUUAGCAUUUUGGCACAUUGUGGAGUUACUUGGGUUUUGGACAAGAUACUUGGAACCCAACAAACCACCAUAGUGUGUGUGUGAGUGAGUGAGUGAGUGUGUAUGCAUGCAUGCAUGCAUGCAUAUGUGGUUGAACUUGAAUGAAGCAGUUAUAAGAUGCUUAGGUAUUUUAAUUGUUCAUUUGUAUCCACAGAACUUGUUUUUAAUGGGACAAACUAUAGCUAACCUUUUAAAGUAAUACAACUGAGAAAAUGCCACUGACCAUAAUACUAAAGAAAAUCCUAUGUUUAACUGAUGAAAUUGUUGAGGUUUCUGUGUUAGACUUUAAUAUCCAAUAAGACUGCCACUUUGGAUCCUAAAGUUUCUAUUUAAUUUGGGUGGUUAUGAAACACUGUCAUACAAAGAACACCAUGCUAUGCAAAAAAAUAAUUUUUUACAUUCCACUUAAAUCUGGAUUGUUACAACAUUUUCCCAUUAUCUACAUAGUGUUGCCAUCCAUGCUAAUAUUGCUCUUUCAUUUUUUUCAAUCUCAUUAAUUUUUUAAAAAAUCUAGGUUCCAUAAUUUUGGGUAUUAGUCUGAAAAGAGUCAUUUGUUUUUAAGAACAGUAAAAUCUUAUGUGCGAGAACAGCAUUCAGAAACAAAUCACUCAGCAGGUAUGCCACAAUUUAAAAUUGGGACCAGAUGAAGAAUGUUACCCUUCGGUGGAAUUUUCUGCUGUAAGAACAGAUUCUGAAAGCAAAACUUUAAAUCAUACAGUUUUAUAAAACAGAAAUAUUGGGUGCCUUUGUUUGUAAACCAAAAAUAAACAAAUUCCUGAA
This is a messenger RNA of Sceloporus undulatus (fence lizard), 4273 nucleotides long. RefSeq names its product fatty acyl-CoA reductase 1 (gene FAR1). Gene Ontology annotation, biological process: long-chain fatty-acyl-CoA metabolic process. Gene Ontology annotation, cellular component: peroxisome. Gene Ontology annotation, molecular function: alcohol-forming very long-chain fatty acyl-CoA reductase (NADP+) activity. The record is from RefSeq and is a predicted model, not a curated record. The transcript has 12 exons. NCBI's taxonomy places the organism in Eukaryota, Metazoa, Chordata, Lepidosauria, Squamata, Phrynosomatidae. The coding region runs from base 168 to 1739 and encodes 523 amino acids.